Messenger RNA from Colletotrichum karsti, 2244 nucleotides. RefSeq names its product amidohydrolase. The record is from RefSeq and is a predicted model, not a curated record. Bases 1 to 2244 code for a protein of 747 amino acids. Lineage: Eukaryota; Fungi; Ascomycota; Sordariomycetes; Glomerellales; Glomerellaceae. Gene Ontology annotation, molecular function: hydrolase activity, acting on carbon-nitrogen (but not peptide) bonds. The transcript has 3 exons.
AUGCUGGUUCAAGAUGGAAAAGUCAGAGCCAUCGGCUCACGCGACGAAGUCUUGCCGAAGGACAUGACCGGCCUUCAGAUUCGCGAUCUUCAUCAGCGCACAGUACUGCCGGGGUUUAUCGACGGACACAUGCACCUCCUUCUCCUAGGUCAAUCGCUCCGCAAACUCGACCUGGUACACUGCAAAACUAUCGACGACAUCCGAUCGACCAUCAAAGCCUACGCCGCAGCCAACCCAGAUGUGCCAACAAUUCUCUGCAAGAAUUGGAUGCAUACCAUGACCCCGGAUGGGGUCAGCGCCGCGUUACUCGACGACAUCGAUGCCCGCCCUAUUUUCAUCGACGCGAGUUCCCAGCACUCGUGUUGGUGCAACUCGGCAGCAUUAGACAAACUGGGAGCUGCUGAUAUGGCAGAUCCUCCUGGUGGAAGCAUCCAUCGCGAUGCCGAUGGCAAGCCGACGGGAGUCUUGGACGAAGGCGCGAUGAUGUCCGUCAUCUGGCCAUUUCAAGCUGCGUCAGCCCCUAAAGAAGAACGUAUCCAAGCCAUCAAAGCCGCAAUUUUGGAGUACAAUGCAGCAGGAUAUACCGGUGUCGUCGAAAUGGCCAUGGACGAAGAAGCAUGGGACUCUUUGGUGACUUUGAAGGACAACGAGCCAGAACUUUCGAUCCGAGUUUCUGCUUACUGGCUAAUCAAGCCAACAGCGGACUUCACCGCGAACUCCAAGCAGGUUCAACGUGCCAUUGAGCUGAGCAAACUCUACAACAGCAGCACGAGUCCGGAUCUCCGCAUAGUCGGUGUGAAGGUCAUCUGCGAUGGUAUCAUAGACGCCUGCACGGCGUUUCUUUCUCAACCAUAUGCACCUGCUGGUCUGCCUCCGCCAAUCUGGGAGCGGGAGCAUUUGGAAGCUGUGGUGAAAGAGGCAGAUGCCGGAGGCGUCCAAGUAGCCCUGCAUGCCAUCGGAGAUGCUGCGAUUCGCAUGGCAAUCGAUGCUGUCGAGAAGAACGGCACAAAAGGUCGGCGGCAUCGCAUUGAGCAUCUGGAGCUGGCGUCCCCGGAAGACGCCCAGCGUCUCGGAAGGCUGGGACUUACGGCUUCCAUCCACCCAGUGCACGCCGAUCCCUCAAUACUCACGGAAUGGCCGAGGCUGCUCGGUGAGGGCCGCUGCAAACGAGCUUUUGCCUAUCGAGAAUUUGCCGACGCAGGCGCCCUCAUGGCAAUCGGCAGUGACAGCCCUACAUCGCCGUGGGCGCCGAUGCAUAACCUCUAUGUUGCCUCGACCAGACAUUCGUCGCGGGACCCCUCUUACACCAAGACGGUCAACGAGCACUUCAAGUUGGGACUGUGGAGAGUUCGAACCUUGCCGUCUUGGGGAACUCCGAUAAUUCUCAAAAGCGUACCACGCAUGAUGAUAAGAAGUCGCAACAUCGUCAUCUCAAUCCUCUCCAAAAGACCCACCAUCGCGGCCUCAGCUCCAUCGUCUUGCGUCAGGAGCUUCAGCCAAAGCCCAGGCAUCAUGUCGCAGACCAGCAAUGGCGUCGGUGGCAAAAAGCCGGUCAACUUCGGCAUCGUCGUGUUCCCGGCCUUCCAGGCCCUCGAUGUCUUCGGUCCACUGGACGCGCUCAACCUCCUGUCGCGAAACUACGAGAUGAACCUGUCCGUCAUCGCCGAGACUCGGAAUCCCGUCUCGACGAAGCAGGUCCCCGGCGCUCAGCAGCAGCCCGGCGCCAUCCCCGCCGCGGCCCCCGCGGUGCCGCAGGCCAACUCCGAUUUCGGCCAGACCAUCUUACCCACGCACACCUUCCAGACGGCCCCGCCUCUCGACGUGCUCAUCGUUCCCGGAGGUCAGGGAACACGGUACGCCGGCAUCCGAACCAGCAUCGACUUUGUGAAGGAGCGGUUCCCCGAGCUGCAGUACCUCAUCACGGUGUGUACCGGCGCGGGCGUGGCGGCGCGCGCUGGGGUGUUGGACGGCAAGAGGGCCACGACGAAUAAGCUGUCGUGGGACCAGACGAUCGCGCUUCGUCCGGAAGUGAACUGGGUGCACAAGGCGCGCUGGGUCGAGGAUGGAAAUGUCUGGACUUCCUCCGGAAUCAGCGCUGGUAUUGAUGUGACUUUUGCAUGGAUCAGAGCCGUGUACGGGAAUGACGUUGGUAAGAAUGUCGCGGAUAGGAUGGAGUACACUCCGGUUGAGGACUCAAGUUGGGACCCUUUCGCAGACCUAUGGGGUAAGAAGAAGACGGCAUGA